Molecule: messenger RNA, 963 nt
Organism: Entrophospora sp. SA101
Lineage: Eukaryota; Fungi; Glomeromycota; Glomeromycetes; Entrophosporales; Entrophosporaceae
Source: the annotation of a GenBank genome assembly
AUGAAUGCAUGGGUUAAAAUUUUGUUACCUAAUCUUAAUCUAACACCCGCGCCUGGUUAUGUUGAUGAUGAUGAACUUGAAAAACGUGAUUACAUUACCAAUGACACAAUCCAAUUUGCUCCUAAUAAUAAUAUAAAUGAGAUACAUAAAGUCACUGGUGUUGAUCGUGUACAAAAUGAGUUUUUGAGUUUUGGAACUGGGAUUAAAGUUGGAAUUGUUGAUUCAGGAAUUGAUUACAGGCAUCCAGCACUUGGCGGCUGUUUUGGAACAGGAUGUAGAGUGGCAUAUGGACAUAAUUUUGUUUUAGAUUUAACCAACCUUAAUGCUAGUGAUCCACUUGAUAUUUGUAAUGGUCAUGGUACACAUGUUGCUGGUUUGAUAGGUGCUAAUGACAGUCUAGUAACUGGAUUUAUGGGAGUUGCUCCUAAUGUCACUUUUGGUGUUUAUAGAGCCUUGAAUUGUGUGGGUUCAGGGAGUGCUGACAAUAUAAUGGCUGCAUUAGAAGCAGCUGCAACUGAUCAAAUGGACAUAAUAAAUUUAUCUUUAGGAGGUGAAGGAUGGGCAGAAACUUCAAUGUCUGUUUUGGCAGAUUCAAUUGCAAAUCGAGGAAUCAAUGUUAUAGCUGCCAAUGGUAAUGAAGGAAUUCGUGGUAUCUGGGAUUCUGGUAUACCUGCAAUUGGUUAUGGCACCAUUUCUGUUGCAUCAAUGGAUGCUAAAAAUUUUCUCGUUUACCGGGCAACUGAUAUUAAAGAUUCUUCAUUUAUAAUUGAUUAUAUUUCAAGUAGUGCUAGACCUUUUAAUAUUAAUCAAGGAGAAACAGUAAUUUUGGAUAGUUCAAACAAUUGUAAAGAUAUUCCUGUUCAAAAUUUAACAGGAAAAGUAGUAAUUCUAAAUAUCUAUGCUGCAAAAAUUAAUCAAUGUAUUGUAUCACAACUGGUAAUUAAUUCUGAUUUUUUUCUAUAG